AUGGCCAGACUUCACAACCCCCUGCCCUUAUUUCUCGUCCUCCUCCUGUUGUCAGUGACUACUGUCGCUCAGGAUGAUGACGAACCAACUUCAUCCACCUCUCAAGUGUCGACUGCGUUCACCGAGGCUGUGACAGGCCUCACCAUGGAACGCUUUUUUGGUGCACGCACAACGUUUGGAUUCGCGAUGACAAUGCCAGAGACACCUGUUGACUCUUUCAUUGGACAAAUGACGUUCCCGCUAGUCAAUGGUGCAGGCUGGGGUGCCAUAGGGCUCACUGGGGAGAUGGAGAAUAACUUCUUUCUCGCGGCUUGGCCAGAUGGCGCCGGCGGUGUUAUGGCUUCGUUCAGGCAAGGCACCAACGAAGAUGAUCCACCUGAGGUAGUGGGGAAAUUUGCCGUCCGCCCCAUCGCACAAGCCACCACAGUCAACAACACAUUCCUCUCAUUCACGUUUGUGUGUGAAGGAUGUCUGGACACGGCAUUGGGUCUUGGUGCGGAGGCAACAGUGACGGAUGGUGUGAUGGGAUGGGCAUUAUCUGAGCAGGCAGUGGCGGAUCGAGCCUCGCCGGACGCACAGCUUGGCUUCCAUGAGAGAGGUUUUGGGCCGUUCACCAUGAGAUUAGGACAAGCCCGGAGUACAUCGUUUGAAGCGGUUGCUGCUCAGGCCGGAGGUGCUAUACCAGCUUCAAGAAAUGCUAGCCCAGUUGCAUUGAACGUCGCGGGUGGUGACGGUGGGCAGGAAGAGGACGAAGGGGAUGAUGAUGAUGAUGACAAAGUCGGAACCGGGAACACGGCAAAUGGUCAGUCAGACGACGAGGCCGAUGAUGAUUGA
This is a messenger RNA of Diaporthe amygdali, 834 nucleotides long. Its product is annotated as cellobiose dehydrogenase. Lineage: Eukaryota; Fungi; Ascomycota; Sordariomycetes; Diaporthales; Diaporthaceae. The transcript has a single exon. The coding region runs from base 1 to 834 and encodes 277 amino acids. The record is from RefSeq and is a predicted model, not a curated record.